Molecule: messenger RNA, 1416 nt
Organism: Suillus discolor
Lineage: Eukaryota; Fungi; Basidiomycota; Agaricomycetes; Boletales; Suillaceae
Exons: 9
Coding region: 1-1416 (471 amino acids)
Source: RefSeq, a predicted model, not a curated record
AUGACAAUCAUAGGCAGCGACAAGACAACAGUGUCCGUCGCUACUGGUCAAAAUGACUACUAUCCUUUGUAUCUUUCCAUUGGAAACGUCCACAAUAAUAUUUGGCAGGCGCAUUGCAACACAUUGGCUCUGGUUGGAUUCUUGGCAAUCCCUAAGACGGAAAAAAAGAAUUCAGAUGACAUAAAAUACCGCAAGUUCAAGAAGCAGUUGUUUCACUCCUCGUUGUCAAAGAUCUUCGUCAAUCUCAAACCUGGAAUGACGACUCCAGAAGUCACACGAUGUGGUGAUGGACACUACCGGCGCAUUAUAUAUGGACUCGGACCCUACAUUGCAGACUAUGAAGAGCAGGUGGUAUUGGCGUGCAUGGUCAAAGAUUGGUGUGGAAGAUACCUUGCAUUUCCCUCAAAUCUUGAUGAAGGAGGUGUUUCUCAGUCAUGUGAACACACUGAUGCACUUGUGGAUUCUGUCGAUUUUGGUAUAAUUUGGGACGAGUAUGGUAUUAUUGGCGAGCUAGUGCCCUUCACCAAUGACUUUCCUCGUGCUGACAUUCAUGAGUUGCUCGCCCCCGACAUACUGCACCAGCUCAUCAAAGGAUCAUUCAAGGAUCACCUUGUUGAAUGGGUGGGUCAAUACCUCGAACUCACACAUGGAAAAACACGUGCCAAGGCAAUUUUAGAUGAUAUUGACCGAAGAUUCUCACAAUGGAUGGGCAAUGACUCCAAGGCACUGAUGAAGGUCUAUCUACCGGCAAUUGAAGGCCAUGUACCAGACGAUAUGGUUCGGGCAUUUCGAGCCCUGCUAGAGUUCUGCUACAUCGUGCGCGUGGAUGUGGUUAUGGACGACAUUCUCGCAGAGCUGAAAGAUGCCCUUAGGUGUUUUCAUACUUACCAUACCAUUUUCCAGACUACCGGUGUCUGUUUCGACAUUUCCCUACCCCGACAACACUCUCUCGUCCACUAUGAGCUUCUCAUCCGAAUGUUUGGUGCUCCAAAUGGCCUCUGCUCAUUAAUCACAGAAUCAAAACAUAUCAAGGCGGUAAAGCAACCAUGGCAACGUUCAAGCAAGUACAAUGCACUCAGCCAGCUGCUCCUUGCCAAUCAGCACCUGGACAAAAUCACAGCAGCAAGAGUUGACUUUAUGAUGUGCGGCAUGCUCAAACACGGACUUGUCAUGCGUAUUCAACCUUUUGGCGAACUUGGCAUCACAUCGUUCCCAACCCUCAUUUGUCUCUUCUUGUAUGACCAAAUACAUGCAGACGACCACCAUUCUUCUGCUGACGUUCCACUUUGCGACUGUCCAUCCUACAUGGGACCAAUCAAGAUUUUCCAUUCGGCCACUGCAACUUUUGUUGCACCCAGUGAUCCAAGUGGAAUCACUGGCAUCAUCGACAGCAGGAGUUGCAGCAUCAGUGAUUGA